CGACGGUUGGAGGCUUCAUCGGUUUACUACAGCAGCGGAUGGACGGAUAACGUGAUAUGUUAAUCCGUGUACAGUAGAGGAAGAGGGGGUCACUCUGAAAACCUCCCCUGGCAGUGCGUCGGCGUCUUGACUGACAUGUAGACGACGGAUGUCUUGUUUAAAACCAAACGCCAAACACGUUUAUAGCAAAUGGCCCGUGAGUAGACGAGCUGCUUCUGUCGGCGUGAUGAGCGGGCACUCGUCCCGCGGCUGCGUGCGGUGUCGCUCGUUAGCUAGUGUUGCACUUGACUUCGCUGUGCGUCGUUGGCCUCGGGAGUCGAGGCGAAACCGCCCCGGCGAGUCCCUGUUCAUUGAUUUGCCGUGGUCAGUGAGUGGUCAGUGAGCGGUCAGUGAGUGGUCAGUGAGCGGACCGGGGGCGGACCGGGCCGUGGGCUCGGCCCCCCGCUCGUGGUUGUCGGUCCAAACGAGCUCGGAACGAUUAAGGAUGUUCGCCUCGAUGACGUCACGGAAGCCUGCGGUGGUCAAGCUCGACCAGGCGAAGCCGGACGUCCGCUAUGCCCGCACAGCCCCCUGUGAGGGAGCCGGAGGAGGAGAUGGAGGCGGAAGGAGAGUCACAGCUCCCUGAGGCCAAUGGAGAAGUGGAGCAGCCGAGGAAUGAGGGAAGAGGGGGUGGUGGUGGUGGAGAGGAGACCAUGGAGGAGAGCAUGGAGGAGAGGGAGAGUGACUUGGACGAGAGUGAAGAGGAAGAAGAAGAGGAGGAAGAAGAGGAGAGUUCAGAGAUGGAUGAUGAAGACUGUGAGCGGCGGAGAGGGGAAUGUCUGGACGAGAUGAUGGAUCUUGAAAAACAAUUUCAGGAGCUGAAAGAGAAGUUGUUUCGGGAGCGGCUGAACCAGAUGAAAGUGAGGCUGGACGAGGUGUUGACCGGGAAGGCAGGAGAAUACAGAGAACCACUGGCCGCGCUGCAGAACAGCAUGCAGAUUCGAACACAAGUGGCUGGAGUGUACAGAGAGUUGUGUCUGCAGGUGAUCAAACACAAGCAUGAGUGUGAAGUGCAAGGAGCAGGGCAGCACCUGGAGAGUGAGCGGACGUUACUGUUUGAUGCCAUGAAGACGGAGCUGCUGGAGAAGAUACGGAGACUGGAGGAGGACAGACAGAAUAUAGAUUUCACCUCGGGUACACACACAAUGCAGGCGAUCACUACAGAGUGGAGUGAUGAGAUGAGGACCAAGAAGUGCAAAAGAAAGACUCUGCUGGCUCGGUCAGAGAGAAAAAAGAAAGUAGCCCUGGUUUCAGGACCUUUCAUCGUCUACAUGCUGAGAGACAUCGAUAUCCUCGAAGACUGGGCGGCUAUAAAGAAGGCAAAAGCAGCACUGACGCCACUAAAAAAGAAAGCUGAAAUUUGUCUUUCAGAGCGGUGAUGACAGGAGGGUCCCGGAGGCAAAGAAACCAAACUUACCUGUAACACUCACAUUACAUUCCCAGCUACUUCCCACUAACCCUUACAAUUUUGUGUCUUUGAUUGAAGCCCCCCAGACUCUUGUGUUGUCGUUGCUGUGCUUUUGACCCCAGCAAACAUGUGGGGCCUAUGCUACGGAGUGAAUUCAACAUACCCAGGAUAUGUUUCUCGUUAUCUGCUUUGACUUAUCCCAACAUUGACCAUCCUGGAUAACCUGUACUACGAAGAUGGAUAUCAACAGUCUCAGGCAACCCUGGGUUUUCCCGUCCGGUUACGAGCGUGCUCAUGUGGAAGAGGCGGAGUCUGAAAUUACAAGCGGCAUCGUCAGAACCACGAAUAAAGUUUUAAAUAUUGUACAAAAAGAAACACUGAUACGUGCAGGUCAAUUUGGUUUAAGCGACAUUUAAAAGUGACAUUCUACAAAGUGAAAUGAAAAUAAUAUGAUCCAACGACUAAAACAGAAAAAGUAUAACUCGAAAUAUUUUUCUGAAUUUAAAGUCAGCUUUCAGAGUUAAACCUGAAGUUACCAAGAUAACCGCAAAUCCUGCUUCGUAGUGCAGGCCCUCUGUGCUACUGCUCGUUUGUUAUCUAAUGCUAUUUAAAAUAAGUUCCCAAUGAUAUGACGACCAUGUAUUUAUAGAAUGAUUUAUAAGGGUGAUUAAAAUUUUAAUGUUUGA
Scophthalmus maximus (turbot) is the source of this 2133-nucleotide messenger RNA. It is a transcript of the gene brms1, whose product is annotated as BRMS1 transcriptional repressor and anoikis regulator. The transcript is spliced from 10 exons. Bases 555 to 1418 code for a protein of 287 amino acids. The record is from RefSeq and is a predicted model, not a curated record. Lineage: Eukaryota; Metazoa; Chordata; Actinopteri; Pleuronectiformes; Scophthalmidae. Gene Ontology annotation, molecular function: histone deacetylase binding. Gene Ontology annotation, biological process: negative regulation of transcription by RNA polymerase II. Gene Ontology annotation, cellular component: Sin3-type complex.